Molecule: messenger RNA, 699 nt
Organism: Salpingoeca rosetta
Lineage: Eukaryota; Choanoflagellata; Craspedida; Salpingoecidae
Product: lrpprc protein
Exons: 3
Coding region: 32-418 (128 amino acids)
Source: RefSeq, a predicted model, not a curated record
CAAGCACAGCACCAACAACACAGCACACACGAUGCCAAAGGAAGGUGGUGGAGCGAGCAGGCAUGACUACGGCGUGAUCCGUGAAGGACCACAGCCUGCGCUGAAGCAGACCAUGUCCGCAGAGGAAGGGUCCUUGCUAUCCACUCGUUGGUUGAAAUGGACGCGUCGCUUUCAAGUCGCAGCCAUGCUCGGGACAACGGCAUACCUUGUGUUCUUCCAUGACUUUGGCCAGCAAGACCAUUGCUUCAAACCGAUUCGGAAGUUCGUGAAGGACAAGUAUGACAGUUUCUUGACACCCACACCUGCAGAACUGGCGGAGAUUGAGCAACUCAAGCAAACCCAAACAGCGCAGGCAGCAACAGCAACAGCGGCUGCGCAACACGCAUCAACACAAUCAUCAGCCACAUCACAACAGUAGCUACAUCCACGUGAUGCGCGCGCGUGUGCGAGUUUGUGUUUUUGUAUCCGUAUGUGUGUCCCUGUUUGUUUGUGUGUGUGUGCAUGUCCCCGUUUGUUUGUGUGAAAGCCUCGCGUGCCUUCAUGUCGUUGAUUUGUUCGUCCCAUCUUUACGGCUCGUCUCCAUCAUCCUUUCGAGUAAUUGUACACAAGCUUGUUUUAGUAGUGCUGCACAGACAACCCUCGCUCGCCCUCUGGCUUGAGUGGCUUGCCUGUUUGCCAUCAAUACACAGACAUUGAACC